UUUAAUGUGAAUGGCAAAAUCGUGGACUGCAACACGUGCGCGUUUGUUUUAUUCCAAGUUUUUUGAUAUACAUCUGUUUUAAAACCGCAAUUCCUUAAAAUGUCGAUUAGAGAAAAGCUUCUUAUGAAAAAAAUUGUCAAGCGCGAGAAAAUGAAGAAGGAGCUCUCCCAGAAAAAAGGCAAAGGCAAGCAGGCAGUGCCGGAACCGCCAGCCGCAAAGUCCGGAAAGACCCAACCCAAAAAGCAGAAGCGACCUGUGGAGGCUGAAGCAGACGACUUGGAUGAUGAUUUUCAAGAGCAGCCCCAGGUCAAAGGAAAAAAGCGCCAGCAGCAGAAAAAGAAGCCACAAAUCGAGGUGGCAAACUCCGAUUCGGACUCGGAACAGGAUGAGGCAGAGAGCGGUAGUGCGUCAGGGGAAGAUGACGAGGACGACGAGGAGAUAGAUAGUGAAGCUGCAGACUCACCCGAUUCAGAGGAGGACUCACCGGUGCCGGUCAAGAAAUCCAAGCAACAGCCUAAAGCAGUCAAAAAGGCUGCCUCAACAAAUGGCAAAGCUACAGAUGAUGACACGCCCUUUACCGUAGAAUCCUCAUUGUCAGCAUUGGAUCAACGUGAUUCCGAUGAUCGCAGCUUUGCUUCACUCAAAGGCGCCGUCUCUGAGGCCACAUUGCAAGCCAUUGCCGAGAUGGGCUUCUCCGAGAUGACUGAAAUUCAGGCCAAGUCUUUGACGCCAUUACUCAAGGGUCGGGAUCUGGUGGGCGCUGCCCAAACGGGCUCAGGCAAAACGCUUGCGUUCCUUAUACCUGCCGUGGAAUUGAUCAAUAAGCUGCGUUUUAUGCCGCGCAACGGCACGGGCGUUAUUAUUAUCUCGCCCACACGGGAGCUGUCCAUGCAAACGUUUGGUGUGCUCAAAGAGCUAAUGGCACAUCAUCAUCACACCUAUGGCUUGGUCAUGGGUGGCUCCAAUCGUCAGGUGGAGAGCGAAAAGCUGGGCAAAGGCAUUAACAUUCUGGUGGCCACGCCGGGUCGUCUGUUGGAUCAUCUGCAGAAUUCACCGGAUUUCCUAUACAAAAACUUGCAGUGUUUGAUUAUUGAUGAAGUGGAUCGCAUAUUGGAAAUUGGUUUCGAGGAGGAACUGAAACAGAUCAUUAAUUUGUUGCCAAAACGCCGCCAGACAAUGUUGUUUUCGGCCACACAGACGGAACGCAUCGAUGCGCUUUCCAAGCUGGCGCUGAAAAAGGAGCCGAUCUAUGUGGGCGUGCACGAUAACCAAGAGACGGCUACCGUUGAGGGCCUCGAGCAAGGUUACAUUGUUUGCCCAUCGGAGAAGCGUUUGCUGGUGCUUUUUACGUUCCUAAAAAAGAAUCGCAAGAAGAAGGUCAUGGUUUUCUUUUCCUCGUGUAUGUCGGUCAAGUAUCAUCACGAACUCUUCAACUACAUCGAUCUACCGGUCACUUCCAUUCAUGGAAAACAGAAGCAAACGAAACGCACCUCGACCUUCUUCCAAUUCUGCAAUGCCGAGUCGGGCAUUUUGCUCUGCACGGAUGUGGCAGCACGUGGUCUAGAUAUACCGCAAGUCGAUUGGAUUGUGCAGUACGAUCCGCCAGAUGAUCCACGCGAAUAUAUUCAUCGUGUGGGUCGUACGGCACGCGGCUCAGGCACAUCUGGACAUGCUCUGCUAAUGUUAAGACCCGAGGAAUUGGGCUUCUUGCGCUAUCUGAAGGCAGCCAAGGUGCCGCUCAAUGAAUUUGAGUUCUCCUGGCAAAAGAUUGCCGAUAUACAGCUGCAGCUAGAGAAGUUGAUAGCGAAAAACUAUUUCCUUAAUCAGUCAGCUAAGGAGGCCUUUAAGUCGUAUGUACGCGCCUAUGACUCGCAUCAGCUAAAACAAAUAUUCAAUGUGAACACACUGGACUUGCAGGCGGUUUCCAAAAGCUUUGGCUUUCUGGUGCCGCCUGUGGUUGACCUCAAAGUAGGCGCUGCCAAGCGAGAGCGGCCCGAGAAGCGUGUGGGUGGCGGCGGUUUCGGCUACUAUAAGCAAAUGAACGACAGCGGUGCCAAGCAGCGCCACUUUAAGCAGGUCAAUCGCGAUCAGGCCAAGAAGUUUAUGCGUUAAUUCUUUAGCCUUAAGUAUAAACCGUUGUCUUUUAUAUAACAUUAUAUACAUUGUAGACAUAUGUAUGUGUAGCGAAUGUGAAUAAGUGUCUUCAUUUCACAACUAA
Drosophila virilis is the source of this 2218-nucleotide messenger RNA. RefSeq names its product probable ATP-dependent RNA helicase pitchoune (gene pit). Gene Ontology annotation, biological process: maturation of LSU-rRNA from tricistronic rRNA transcript (SSU-rRNA, 5.8S rRNA, LSU-rRNA). Gene Ontology annotation, molecular function: nucleic acid binding; RNA helicase activity; ATP binding. Gene Ontology annotation, cellular component: nucleolus. The record is from RefSeq and is a predicted model, not a curated record. NCBI's taxonomy places the organism in Eukaryota, Metazoa, Arthropoda, Insecta, Diptera, Drosophilidae.